Messenger RNA from Schizophyllum commune H4-8, 1370 nucleotides. Its product is annotated as alpha/beta-hydrolase. The record is from RefSeq and is a predicted model, not a curated record. Bases 436 to 1185 code for a protein of 249 amino acids. NCBI's taxonomy places the organism in Eukaryota, Fungi, Basidiomycota, Agaricomycetes, Agaricales, Schizophyllaceae. The transcript is spliced from 5 exons. Gene Ontology annotation, molecular function: hydrolase activity.
GCCGACGAUAGUCGCACAGAACUCCUCACAUACGAGUGCGUAGUCCGGUUCGACAGUCAGCAAUCGUGCGUCUUUGUAACCAUAUGUCAUACGCCAUCCGAGCCACAACGUUCUCGCGACCUUCCACGGCGAUUCAAAGCCAGACACAUACCCUCCCCUCUCGUAAACCGCACACCUCCCAAGUCGUACGAGCAAUACAGUGAAUCCACCACUUUCCAGAGAAGCACUUUACCGAGAGAUGUGGCUCAACGGACUGAACGACACGGUAGUUCAACCGCGGUUGCGCUACCGCGCGCCACGUUGAUGUCCGAUUGAUCAAGGCAGCACCCGUCCCAGUACCUUCCGCAACCUGCCAAUUAUAAGACGCACGCCCUCACACCGCCAGAACUAUAUUCCCCGCCCCUUCACCUUUACCAUCAUCUUCCAUACUCGAAAAUGAGCUUCUGCAAGGACUGCGUCCGUGGUGUUCGCUGGGAGGGCACGCCCACUGGCAAGAUCGAGAAGAUCAACGGCGUCGAUGUGUACGUCGCGACGCCGGAGGUGGACUACCCGAAGGACAAGGUGCUCCUGCUGCUCACAGACAUCUACGGCGUCCCGCUGGUCAACAACCAGCUUCUCGCCGAUGACUACGCGGCCAACGGCUUCAAGACGGUCAUCCCGGACUACCUGAACGGCGAUGCUGCGCCCCCGGAUGCGUUGACGCCCACGAGCGACUGGAACAUUCAGGCGUGGUUCCCCAACCACGGCGCCGACAAGACGCGCCCGACCCUUGACAAGGUCAUCGCCGGCCUCAAGGAGCAGGGCGUCACCACCUUCGGCGCCGUCGGCUACUGCUUCGGCGCCCGCUACGUCUUCGACCUCGCCUUCGACGGCGUCAUCAAGUCCGCCGCCGUCGCGCACCCGUCGCUCCUCCAGGUCCCCGCCGACAUCGAGCGGUACGCGAAGACGAGCGUGCCGCUGCUCAUCGAGAGCUGCGAGGUCGACUCGCAGUUCCCGCCGGAGCUGCAGGCGAAGACGGACGCAAUUCUGGGCGAUGGCAAGUUCGCGCCGGGCUACAAGCGCAACUACUGGGCUGGCUGCCACCACGGGUUUGCAGUGCGUGGUGACCAGAGCAACCCCGCCAUCAAGGCGGGCAAGGAAGGCGCGUUCAAGAACAUGGUCGAAUGGACGGCGAAGCAUCUGUAGAUUGGGCGAUGAAGAAGUGAAGAUGUAAUAUAUGUAUUCAACGAAGCCUGCAUGCGUACAUGGUAACCGGAAGACAGAAAGAUAUCUGAAGGAGCGCAGCGUUAUGGCGAGCAGGAGGCACCCUGCUCUUCGCAAUUGUCGGUCGCAAGUGUGAUCAUCAAGGGUCGCGGUGUUGUCAGCAGCGA